UCAAGCGGUGCGUAGUUUUCAGUUUUCAGAUGUACCUACCUACUGUAAAUAAAAAGAUCAGUCGCUGUUUGCACUCGCGCUUCAUCCGGUGUGUGUUAAAAAAAUCACACUCUUUACCUACAUGAUGUAUUGUGAUAAAUCAUUGAAAUAACUGAAGACUUUACGUGUUAUGGACAAUAUCAUGGACGAAUUCGAAGCCUUCAAAGAGUUUUUACUAGAAUGUGAACUGCAACAAUAUUACGAUUUAUUCAGAGAUAUAUUAAAAAUUACUAAAAUAUCACAACUUAAGUUUGUUGUGAUUGAAGAUUUGGCUCAGAUUGGCUUAUCAAAGCCUGAACAAAGAAGGUAUAAAAAAAUUUACAGCAAAUAUUUUCCAAACAACUAUGUGGCUAAGAUCAAAAAACUUCUAGGUACAAAAAAACAGGAAGCAGUAAAUCUUGCAAAUAUGGGGUUAAAUUCGGAUAAUCAGCUUCCAGAAUUUUCUGAGAGCAAUGUUAAAACAUCUCCUAAACAUAUAAUAGCUAUUGAAGACAUCUCAAUGAACAAAGAACUGGGCAUGGGCCAGUUUGGUGUUGUGCAGCAAGGGACGUGGGCGACAGGAAAUCAACGGAUACAAGUAGCUAUAAAAUGUCUCGGAAAUGAGCGUAUGACUUCGAACUCUACGGAAUUUCUGAAGGAAGCCGCCGUGAUGCAUAGUAUUGAUCAUCCUAAUAUAGUAAGGCUUUAUGGGGUUGUAUUACACCUAGAUUCGUUGAUGUUGGUCACAGAGUUAGCACCACUGAGAUCCCUAUUAGAAUGCCUCCGUGAGGUUACAUUCCGUACGAAUUUUCCAGUGCUAAAUCUUUGUGAGUUUGCUGAACAGAUCUGUGAUGGAAUGACUUAUUUAGAAAACAAAAGACUGAUUCAUAGAGAUCUAGCGGCAAGAAACAUAUUAGUGUUUAGCAAGGAUCUAGUUAAAAUCUCAGAUUUUGGAUUGUCACGGGCUUUGGGGGUAGGGAAGGAUUACUACCAAACCAAUUAUAAUGUCAACCUGAAGCUACCCGUCGCUUGGUGUGCUCCGGAAUGUAUUCUGUAUCUGCGCUUCACUACAUCGAGCGAUAUAUGGGCGUACGGGGUGUGUUUGUGGGAAAUGUUCACUUACGGGUUUCAACCGUGGGCGGCCUUUUCCGGACAACAGAUACUUGAAGCCAUUGAUGCGCCUAACUACCAGAGAUUGGAGCGCCCAGAAUGCUGCCCUGAAGAAUACUAUGCUUUGAUGUGUGAUUGCUGGGCACAUGAUCCCAAUAAUCGGCCAAAAUUCAAGGACGUGAAAAUACGAUUGAUGGAAAUAAGGCCUCAAGAGGUAGAGGCUACUUGCACCUAUGUAAAACCAGAGGAUGGUCGACGAUCAAGUUUCCUCGAAUACAAAACUGGCCAAAAAAUAACUGUGCUGUCCAAAGAAGACUACACUCAUUCGGCCAUGUGGUAUGGAGUGUUGCCAGGAGGCACUUGUGGACUAUUUGAUCCGAAAAAUACAAAGCCAUGCGUAAAGGUUGAGAACGCACGCUCAUUCGCGUCCGGUUCGUACACGACGCACGAGUCGCGCUCCGGGAACCGCUCGUUCCGCUCGACGCUGUUGCGCUCGGACGCCAAGCGGCACACGUACACCGGCAAGCGCUCGCUACAGCGCUGCAUGAUAUCGAGCCCGCAGGGCGACGUCAAGCACACGGGACACGUGGGCCUGGACGGCGCGUUCUUUGGCGACAUUGCGUUCCUGGAUAUCGCCGGAUGCCCUCCGCGCCAGAUCGUGACGCCAUACAAGCCGUCGGACGACCUGGAGCAAGUGCCGCUGAUCAACCCGAACUCGCCAUCUCACCUGGUCGGGACCACGUGCAUCGCUUACCCGCUGCUGACGUCACACAACGUGCCCAGCGCCUGCUCGGGCUCCGGCUCCGGCGGGGACAAACGUGACAAUCGCGAUUCAAAGGAUUCAAAAGAUUCGAAGCCAGGCAAAGCUUCCAAGAAGAGUUCCAAGUCCAAGAAGGAAGAGUCAAGCGGCAAGAGCCUCUUAAGCAAGGUGAAAUCUGCUACUCUUGGGCGUUCCCACAAACAAACUGAGGAUACUGCAGCCAAGAGCUCAGAGGCCCACGAGUACCAUGAAAUCUCGGACACUGACACUGAGAGUACAGCAACAGAUAAUGCUAGAGCUGAAGUAGCAGCGCCAGAUAGUCCCGGUAUACCAAAAACAUACACUGACUUCAGUCAAAGUCUUCUCAAUGAAAUUGAGGUGAUGUUUCGGAACCAUGGUCAGCGGAAGGAAGACGGACAGUUCCAACAGGAGGAGGUCGAAACGGCUAUCAGAAAUGCUUUGGGCAGGACUCGUACACUGAGUAAGUCGGAGAAGAAGAAGGUUUACACCACCAUGAAGCCAAUGUCGCCACAAGACGAGAGAACCCUGGAGACAGCCUGCGCUAUGGCAAACGAGAUAACUGCCAAAUCUAUGAAUGAUUUGGGUGAGGAUAAACAACCGACGUCCCCCAGUGAAAAGUCAAAAUUCCACUUCAAAUUCCCGCUAGUGUCGCUGCAUCAUAACAACCACCAUGAACCCGACAAGGAACCGACUGCUAAACGGAACUUUAGCGAAGAAGCAAACAGCGUUCCUGACAUUCAAGCGUCAAUAACAGAGGAAUCCAAAAUGGUAUACGCGAGUUUAAUUGAAGAGCCAACUCCCGCUCUAUCGGUGAUUAGUAGGUCACACGAUAUGUUGGCCAAGCCAUCCACGAUACCAAAAGAAUCACCUAAAAAUCAAUAUACACAAUCACACUUCAAUUCGUUACAGAAACCUGUAUCGGGAGGGCUUGUGUUCGGAGACCCGUCGGCAUCGAUAACGACAAUCGACAGCGAUGGUAAUGAGCUACCCCUGCCACCGCGGUCAACAAAACCGAAGCUGGUUGACAAGCCGCGCCACUUCAGGAAAUACCCACUACGAUUACCGGGACGUGACAUCCCAGGCCCCAUUUUGAACACCCCGGCUAACGUCCAGGCGUGUGCUAUAUACCAAAAUACUAGAGCUCUGAUGCGAAACGAGGAAAGAGAGGCCAGAGAAAAGGCACACCGUGAAGCAAAAGAAAAGGCACUAGCGGAGGCAAAGGCACUAGCUGAGGAAAAGGCACAAGCAGAAGCAAAGGCUAAAGCAGAGCAAGUGAUUGCAAAAGCUGACGCAGAAGUGCAAGUUGAGGAAAAGGCACUAGCAGAGGCAAUGGCACCGCCUGAGACACGAGCUAGGACACGAGCUGCAGCAAAACCAGUAGAGGAGGAAAACGCUUCGGCUCUGGAUCCCAGGAAUCCGUUCGAACUUCCGACUUCGACUUAUCCAGAUAUAGAACUGCCUGACCUCUCUACGAACCCAUUCAAUUGUUACAUAAGUAACUUGGACGCUAGCCUUGAGGAGGGGGAAGACCAGAUAUUCGAAGAGGUCUACCUUAAAGGUGAGGAUCGCGACUACAAGCGUGAUCACGUCUCAGUGGAGGAUUUACUUCAAUUCGCAGAUAAAAAACCCUCCUCAAAACAACGCGGUGUCGAGUCCGACGAGGUCAGAAUUAUGAGCAAAGUUCUUAAACAGCAGGCAUCUCCAGAGGAAUGUUUAGAGGCUUUAGAGUUUACAGACUGGAAUGUACAUAUCGCUAUAAAGUUAUUGAAAAUAAAGACUUCUGUGGCGGACGAUAUGGUUGUGACUUUUGAUGAGUGCCUUCGGGAACUGGAGAGGUUCGAUGGUGAUGUUGCAAAAGCAUCGUCGGCCAUUGUGUUGAAAAAAAAAGAAGAUGAUGGAUAAACUUAGUGUGUUUUAUUUGGACUCAAAUAUGAUUGGACGAAAUGUUCGUUUUUAAAUGUAGUGUUUCAACUCUGGAUGUGUUAUUAAUUAUUAUUAGUUAUUACUAAUUUUAAUACAAAAUAUUAUGUAUAUAUAAAUAAUUAAUAUUUUAUCUAGUUCUAAGGAUAGCCCGAAUGCAUAGGGUACUACUAACUAUGUUGAUAUUAUAACAUUAUGAAUGUUGUUAUCGAUGUGUAAGAAUUUAGUAGACAAUUUUUUCAAAUGUUAUAUAAUAAUAGUGUAACUAUCUGUCCAGCUCUUCUACAAUGAUGCGCUUUCACUUAUUUCAUAUAAAUAAAUUAUAUUGGAUGUUAUAUUGUAUUUAAUAUAUAUAUGUAAAUAAUAUGAAUGUAUGCAAACAUAAGGAGUAGGUGGAUAGCAACGUAAUUUUACUUCGAAAUUUUCUAAACAAAAAAUGUGUGUUAGAAACGCCUAAAUGUAGUCAAAUUUAUUCGCCGCCGAUAUUGUCGUUAUUAAUAUAUAUAACCUGUUAAUACGAAAAAAUUAAAAAAAAAGAAACGCGUAGAAUUUUGACAAGCAGGUGUAUACAUAAGAGUGUAUUGAACUUUUAAUAUUAAUCACAGUGGUAAGAUACCUACUGCUAAUAUUGUAAAACCAAGAUGAUUACACAUUUAUCUGAAGUAUGAACAACAUAUAAUAUAAUAAUAUAUCACAAGCAUAUAUACUUACGUGAUUAAUAUCAAAAGCUAUUUUUUAUGGAGAGAACUUUCAAUAUUUUAUAAAAACAUUUCACAUAAAAGCGUAUAUUUUAUAAAGAAUAUAUAUGUGUAUGUACAUAUCGUAUUUUCGGAAAUGUUAGGCAUGUUCUGUAAAUCAAUUUUAUAUACAUAUAUUGUAUAUUUUUCUUAGUAAGUAUCAAAAUUUUAUUAUAUAUAAAUCAAUGUUAGGAAGAAAUGUUUUACCUUUAUCAAAAAUAAAAUAAGAUAAUCUAGUUUUCUGAAUGUAAUGAAAAUUGCCCUAUAACGGCUUACAUAUAUAGCCUACAAAUAUGUUGUAGGCUAUAAAUUAUGAUGUUGACCACAUCAUUAAAUGCGACCAUUUCGUGAAAUGAUCAAUCAUUUCAUGAAAUGAGCAAAUAUAUACCUAAUAUGAUCGCUAUUGCAACAUUCACGUAGUUUUACGGCAGAUACAAUUAUUGUGCUUACCUAUUACUUUCCCUUUCACGUUUGAGGGAAAAGGUAGUGAAAAUCUUAUUUAGCGCCCAAUAUGGGCCCCUCGUCCAUUUAUAUAUAAAUAGAAUACAAUUAAGCUUGGGUCGUGCACACAUUCACACUAACUUUUGACAAUAUUUCCCAACGUUUAACGCAACUAUCUAACGUAAAUUGACCCCAGAACCUUACGUAACCGUACUGGCAUCUACAUUUGCCGGAAAGCAGAAGGGACUUCCAAGGCCCAAGUUACGAUCAAUAGAAUGUUGAUGAAUCUCUAUAAUGUGCAACGCCUCCAGCUCUCUCUUUAUAGAUACGUACGGUCUAAUCAAAAUAAUGCAUUUAUGUAACUUAUGUUCUUAAAUAAGUCGAUGGUAUAUUUACUUAAGGAAUAGUUUUUUUGAUAGAAUUAUUACAAAAAAAGAAGUAAUUAAGAGACCAAUUAUGUCCAUAAUGGACAUAGUUUUUUUUAUGAUGGUUAUGUAUUUUGUUAAAUAUAAAUUUCUCCAGUGUUGUUAUUUAAGACUAAAUGAGUUUGGGAUCAUGAAACAAUAAGUGAAUUCUAAUAUUAUAAUAAUAGUUAAUAACUAAGGUUAUUUACCUAAAAAUAUUUUAUAUUUAAAAAAUAUCCACAUGUAUAUAUUAUACAUUAUACAGGAACAGGGUUACAGAGUAGGUAAGUCGACCAGUUCCCGUUAUGGGUGACAUCUGCAUAAUAUUAUUACAGUUUACAUCGUUCUGACUGAUUUGACCAUACUUAUCUAAAUAUGAGUUUAUAUGAAAGCCUAGUGUCGACUAUUGUGGUCGCUAAUUAUAAUAUAUAACAAACGCGCUCAAUGUAUUAAAAAAUAAUAACAAGUAGGUAACACAAACCAAUAAAAUAAACUGAUAAUUCAAGAAUUUUUAUUUUUUAUUUUUUUAAUAGUUAUGCGGGGCAGCGUGAUAUCGAUAAUUUUAAAUAAUAGCGAAAUAAUAUUAGACGAUGGACAUAUCACACUAUAUAAGACCUGAGUGCCGACGAACCUACCAGUAUGAUGGGAAAUUUUAAAUUGUUAUUUUGAACCAAUUUUGACUGGAUGACAAAAUUUGUCGUGGUCGUCGUCGUCGUUGGUAGUGUGACCGAACCAUUACUAAAAUAUCAUGAGCUUAUGUCAAAAAUUUGCGAUAGCAGUUUCUAUUCCUCAGCGUUGAUUCCAGUUGACUCUAUUCUCUGACAUUAGACUCGGCCUGCUGUUUGGAACUUAGUUUGGAAAGUUCUUGCAAAUGAAGUAAGGUCUAUUCUAUUUUUACCGAACGAAAUGUUUUGAAGACAAUUACAAUUUUAUUGAUGGGCUGAAGAAAAUUUGGAAAUUUAAGCUUUUUCUCGGAUAUAUUUUGUAAUUUAAAUGAAUGUUAUUGUAUCAAAAAUAGUGAAUAAAACAAAAUUGAUCGUAGUUACUUAUAUAAUAUUUUAUCAAUUAAAAAUAUUUACAUUGUCAAAGUUUAAGUUUAAUUUUCUAAUCAUAACAUUAAUACAAUGCACUUUAUAAUAUGUAAUUCAGAUUCAAAUCGAUAAAAUACUCAUGCAAACUUCAAUCGAUAUAUCGUGAGUGUCGAGUACCGAGUCGUAUGUAAUUUACAUCACUUAUUACGUCUUGCAGACGGAGGAUAUUUAGUCCAUUGAAAAAUUACAUUUGGGGUCGCCUUUUUUAGAGGACGCUAUUUUUUUAUGUGUAGGGGGGGGGGGGGUCAGUGUGAAGCUAUCACCAAGUUUGUGGGGUCGCCGGUUUUUUUAUCAUUUUACGAAGAAAUUAUAUCAGACCAUUUUUGUGGAUUGUUUUUCGAGGAACAACUUUUAUAAACAACAUUUUUUCAUUACGUCAAUAGCUUAGGUUUUACAGCGCUCCGAAGUGAGUACUAUUUUUCAGUACUCUUAACUAAACAUAAAUUGGCCGGUCCAACAACUUCUCAUUCCACAGACCAGUUUAUUUUUUUCCAUAUCAAUAUGCAAUAGUCCUACAUCAGCCGCAGACUGCCCAGGACUGUAUCUCUAUAGUGCAGCCAUGGGCAGUCUGCGGCUGGUGUCCCAUAACACAUAAAGGUUCUCGAAAGGGCCUCUGUGUGUUGGACAAAAACAAUUAACUUCAAAUGUCUAUGUAACGGUUAGAUUAGGUUAUGCCGUUAGAGUAUUAAGUAUAUGAUCAAAUCAUUCAGAAACGAUGUAAACUAUGCGCUCUUCGGGAAUUGGGUCGACAAAUUCCAUACAUAGUAGCAUGUAUGCAUAAUAUACCUAUACCUACACAUACAAGAAAUAGGUAUACAAGAGUUUAUUAUAAUAUAUACUCUACUUCUCGUUUACAAUAUCGAACUAUACUAAAUUUUAAAAUUCGAGUCAAAAUCAUUCAUUAAUAUGGCUGAAAAUGUUGAUUCAAGCGGAAAUAUGUUAUAGUUAACGACAAUGAAAUGGAUUUAAUAGUAAAUAGACGCAGUCGUCAGCGCAUGCGCGCUUUUUGGCCUAGAUGUCGGACGAGGCCGUUAUACGUGUGUGUGUAGCUUCUGUAGGAUACUAGGUCUAAACGUUUGUGUGCGUUUGGCACGUAGGACGCGCCUCUCGACCUACAUUCGGCAGAACCCCGUUUAUUAUUGACGUCCUAGACGACGAAUUUAAUAUGACAUUCUUGUUGUUGUUUUAUAUCCUGGAAAAUUAAAGAUCGGCAUUGGCCGCAACUCAUUAUAUUAUAAUAUUAUAUUAUAGAAAAGUUUCCAUAGUCAAUUAGCUAAGUCUAAAUAGAUUUUAAAUACACAUGAGUAAAAUGUAAAAUUGUUGGAACAUGACUGGGAUACAAUUACGGAGUAGUAGAUUUUUAUGGAUAUACAAAAAAAAAUGUUAAAAAAAAGAAUAUCUCUGUGAGUAGAUGAUGAUGUAAUGAUGUUUCGAAUGACGAUACUCGUGCAUCAUUUACAAUAAUACCUACUUACAUGUUUAUAGGGCACUAUUUUACUUCGUACCUACUUAUAGCUGUUAUAUUAUAGUUGUAAAUAUAUUAUGUAAAAUUUAAAAUUGUAUUCGUGUCAAAAUACAGUGCAAGACAUUAGGUACAAUGGUAGACUAUAAUCGAUGCUGCAUGCGAUUAUUAUGUAAAAAUAAUGGAUGGAUACGUAAUAGACAUAGUAGGUCCUAACAAGAUUAAGCUUCAAUUCCCUUGAAGAAAUGAUAAUCCCUGCAUUUCCUGUCCUCAUAGAGUUCGCGUGAUUGCAGCGUAAUUCAUUGAAAUAAGAGGAUGCACUUCCACUGUGUACAGGGAAGCUGUUAUCUCCACGUUAACGGAGCUAAUUUCGUUUUAAUGAUUUAGCCCUUGAAUGUUUAACUAAAGGUGGGGCAAAUAAAGUGACCCCCAUUAUAUAGAUAAUAACUAGGUAUUUAGUAUUUAACAUUACUCAUUGUACAUCUAUGUAAUUAAGAGGGUAUAUACUAUAUAGGUAUAUGCAUGUAAUUUCAACGUUAAUUACGUAAAUGUCAAACAAAAUCUAGAUUAUAAGUUGAUUAACUAAGGCUAAGAUUUGGUGUUUUGUUUUAUAUAAAAAAUAAAACUUCUCUUUACGAAGAAACAAAAAACGUUAUAAGGUAGUAUUAUAAUAUAACUAUAGCUAAGGUUCUAAAAUCAAAUCGCUUUAGAAAUCAAUAGAAUUUGUUCUUUAGAUAUUAUGUACAGAAAAUCGAUGUCUAAAAUAUUCGUGUGUAAUGAAAAGAUUUUAUCAUAUUUAUGUUUCAAUUAUUAUUAUAAUUUAUAGAUAACUAGGUAUACCUAAUAUUCUAAAAUUGAAUCGCUUUAGAAAUAAAUGAAAUUUGUUCCUUGUAAAUUGUAAUAUCAAUCUUUACCUACUGUGGUAAGACAUGGGUAUAAGACUGCACUGGUAUAGAAAAUCUAAAAUAUUCGUAAUGAGAAGAUUUUAUCAUAUUAUUUACGUUUCAAUUAUUAUUAUAAUAUGUAGUUAUAUAGAUAACUAUAAUGUUCUAAAAUUGAAUCGCUUUAGAAAUUAAUAAAAUUAAUUCCUUAUUAUAUCAAUAUUUUCUGUGGUAUAGAAAAUUAAUGUCUAAAAUAUAUGUGUGUAAUGAAAAGA
Messenger RNA from Colias croceus (clouded yellow), 9120 nucleotides. It is a transcript of the gene Ack-like, whose product is annotated as activated Cdc42 kinase-like. Gene Ontology annotation, molecular function: protein binding; protein tyrosine kinase activity; ATP binding. Gene Ontology annotation, biological process: protein phosphorylation. The record is from RefSeq and is a predicted model, not a curated record. The coding region runs from base 170 to 3811 and encodes 1213 amino acids. NCBI's taxonomy places the organism in Eukaryota, Metazoa, Arthropoda, Insecta, Lepidoptera, Pieridae. The transcript has 26 exons.